Molecule: messenger RNA, 561 nt
Organism: Penicillium olsonii
Lineage: Eukaryota; Fungi; Ascomycota; Eurotiomycetes; Eurotiales; Aspergillaceae
Source: the annotation of a GenBank genome assembly
AUGUCCGCCUACUUCUACAACCAGCAGCACCACGGUGCCCACAUGCAAUCCGCAAACCACGGCCGCUCUCGUCGUGCCCCAAAGAUGGCCUCUCAGAACGCUCGUCAGUUCCGAGGAGUCAAGUCCAUGCGGGAAUUGGCGGAAGCACCGGCAGUGACCGCGUUCAGGGCAAGAUUCGAGGCCGGUCGCUCCUUUGAUCUGGAUGACGACCUCGAAUUCUGCCCCGGUCUCCUGACCGAGGAUGAUCUUCACUCCAUUCACUCCGCCUCCGACCGCUCUUCCCUCUCCAGUGGCUCGCCGGACACGUCGCCUCUGCAGCACCAGAUUCAACCGGUGCAGCAGGUGACGCCGUCCAUCUCUUUGUCUCCCGCUCAAACCAACUCAUACGUUCACCCUGGUGUUGCCGGCAACCCUAAUCAUGUCAACUACCAGCAGCAGCAGCCUGCAAACCGGACUCGCAAAGUCAUCCCCAUCGUCAACCCAUCCACCGGAAUGACGAUGACCAGCCCGCCCUCAUCGAUCUCCCCCGCGAUGAUGCAGACUGCUCAACGCCGAUGGUAA